AAUUUCGCUUCAAACUUCAAAGCGGACGACCAAACUGAACUGGCGGUUAAUCGAGCUAUCAGUUAACCACUAAAUUCCAUUUGGUUUCAGUUCUACAAUUCCCCUUCGGCCCCUCCGACGGAAGCGUAAAAAGGAUAUUCUCCGACCUUUACCUCCAACCAAACGAAGCUAAAUGAAACCGGCAAUCGCGAGUUCUGAAGGCAUUAUUCAGUAUCGUAAAAGCUCAAGGAAGAGUCCAAACCGCCGCCUGAGUUGCAAUUAUACACAACCUGAAAUUAUUAUUAGCGGAUGGCAGAGCUAGCUGUUCCUUUGAAGCUGCGAAUUGGGAUGAAUCGAUGAGCUCAGACACUCAUACGAAGAACCCCUUCACAUGCCCCAAAACCCACCCCUCCAAAAUCAGAUUGCCUUCUGAGUUUGUCUUCUUCCCGGCUGGCGAGUUCCAUGCUCCCACAUGAUUAUUAUUGCCUUUAAAUGGCCAACGACCGCAAGUCCUUUCAUUCUUCCUCUGUUUGCACUUGCAAUGGCCGCAGAACCAAACAAUAAGUUGGUUGCGUGUGUAAAAUAGUGAGACGGUCGAUGUUGUAAGGAAGCAAAAUGGGCUUUUUUGGGGGGGAGGAGGUUGCCGAUGGAUGGCUUUUUGUUUUGACUUUCACCUUUUGCCGUGUUAUCCUAGCUUACUCCAUCCCUUUCUUCCUCUUCUUGUUCUUCAUCUUUUCUUGCUUCAUUCGAAGUCCUAACAGGACAAAAGGACAGAAAGGAUUGGAGCUAGAGAAAACGGGUCCUUUUCUUCACUAAGUAGCCAUCUUCAACGCUUAAAAAAAUAAUCAAAUAGCUAUAUGAGUCCUAUAAUCGAAGAAGAAGAAGAAGAAGAAGAAGAAGAAGAAGAAUGCUAGUUUUACCAAUAUCUAGCACUAAUCACCAUGGUCUUCAUUUCCCACUUCAAUUUUCUCUCCAUCAGCACAUUCAUUACUCUAAUUGUUCAGCUGCUACGAGUAGAAUUAGGAUUACUGAUUCUCACAGGCCUCCGACCCACCACAGGCCUCCGACCCACAGUCAUGGCAUCCGGGGAAUUCUUCGUAUGCGCUUUUCCUCUGUUGUCACGACCAGUAAUCGAAGGAGAAGUGGGAGGAAGACUAGCAGAAGGCGGUUUCCGGUGUUUUCGGCUGGAAGCUUGGAGAGAUUCACUGAACGAUCAAUUAAGGUGGUUAUUUAUUCCCAAAGAGAAGCCAAAGCACUUGGCCAGGAAAUGGUAUUUACCCCACAUCUUUUGCUGGGUUUGAUUGCUGAGGAUGAGGAGCGCCGUCAUUCUCGCAGCGAUGACCAUGAUGGCUUUCUUGGAUCCAGCAUCAACCUCCACAAGGCACGCAAAGCUGUUUGCGCUGUUUUGCACUGUGAUCAAGAUAGUAUUACUCCCACUAACAGCAGUGAGAGUAGCACUAGUACUUCUAUUAAUACCCCUACCACUACAAGUACAACUGCUUUUCUCCCCUUUUCCACAAGCACAAAGCGCGUGUUUGAGGCUGCCAUUGAAUACUCCAGAGCGAUAUCUCAUCAUUUCAUCUCCCCAGAGCACAUAUCCUUUGCCCUUUUCACCAUUGAUGACGAUGGAAGAAACGUCCUUAACAAAUUGGGAGCAAGUGUAAACCAGUUGGUAGCUGUGGCAGUUUCCAGACUUCAAGAGGAGCUUGCCAAAGAUGGCAGGGAUUCAUCUAUUGCAUCCCAAAGGAUGCGUGCGAAAUCCUUACCUAGAAAAGCUGCUUCUGUACAAUUCCCUGAAAAAAUAAGUGAGAGUAGUGCUUUAGCACAGUUCUGUGUUGAUCUUACUGCCCGUGCAAGUGAAGGACUCAUAGAUCCUGUUAUUGGCCGAGAAACUGAAUAUCAAAGGAUUGUUCAGAUACUUUGCCGCAGAACCAAAAAUAACCCUAUUCUUCUCGGUGAAAGUGGGGUUGGAAAAACUGCCAUUGCUGAAGGACUGGCAAUUGGCAUUGCACAGGCACAUGUUCCUGCCUUUCUAUUGGAAAAACGUGUAUUUUCCUUGGAUAUAGCACUGCUAAUGGCUGGUGCGAAGGAGAGGGGAGAACUGGAGGCACGUGUGACUUCAUUAGUCAGUGAAAUACUGAAAUCAGGUGAUGUCAUUCUUUUUAUUGAUGAAGCUCAUGUGCUUCUCGAAUCCAGAACAGUUGAACGAGGAAAUAAAGGGUCUGGUCUUGACAUUGCCAAUCUAUUGAAACCAGCACUUGCGAGGAGUCAAGUACAGUGCAUUGCGUCGACUACUGUAGAUGAAUACAGGAUGCAUUUUGAGAAGGACAAAGCAUUAGCAAGAAGAUUUCAGCCUGUGUGGAUUAAUGAGCCUAGCCAGGAUGAUGCAGUAAGGAUAUUGUUAGGUCUUCGUGAGAAAUAUGAGGCCCAUCACAACUGCAGAUUCACACUUGAAGCCAUUGGUGCAUCUGUUCAACUGUCAGCCAAGUAUAUAUCUGAUAGGUAUCUUCCUGAUAAAGCCAUUGAUCUCAUUGAUGAGGCAGGAAGUAGAGCUCGUAUCAAAGCUUUCAUGAAGAGAAGGGAACAGCAAAGAUAUAUACUUUCAAAGUCACCAAAUGAUUACUGGCAAGAAAUUAGAACUGUUCAAGUCAUGCAUGAGGUGCUCCUGGCAAGUAAGAAGGAGUACGAUGUUUGUUCUAGCAAGGAUGAUACCACUGAACUUGUUUCAAUGUUCCCUUCGCCUUCUGCAUUAAAUGAUGACGAACCUCAGGUGGUGGUACCAGAUGAUAUUGCAGCAGUUGCUUCACUUGCAUCUGGGAUUCCAGUUCAGCAACUUGCUAUGGAUGAAAGAAGGCUUCUGUUGGGCCUUGAUGAGCAACUUAGGAAACGAGUUGUUGGUCAAGAUGAGGCUGUUGCCACUAUUUCUCGAGCGAUCAGGAGAUUCCGAGUUGGAAUCAAUGAUCCUAAGAGGCCAAUGGCAGUAAUGCUCUUUUGUGGUCCAACAGGGGUUGGGAAAACUGAACUGACAAAGGCUUUGGCAGCAUGCUAUUUCGGAUCGGAGACAGCCAUGAUAAGAUUGGACAUGAGUGAAUAUAUGGAGCGGCAGUCCAUUAGUAGAUUAAUAGGGUCACCUCCAGGUUAUGUUGGCUUUGGAGAGGGAGGGAUUCUGACUGAAGCUAUUAGAAGACGGCCUUUUGCAGUUGUAGUGAUAGAUGAAAUAGAGAAAGCUCAUCCAGAUAUUUUCAACAUCCUCCUCCAAAUGUUUGAAGAUGGACACCUUACUGAUUCUGAGGGAAGAAGAGUAUCAUUUAAGAAUGCGUUGGUAGUGAUGACUUCAAAUGUAGGUUCUGAUGCCAUCGCUAAGAGGAGAUGCAACUCCUUUGGUUUCUUGAUUGCGGAUGAUAAGUCAACUUCAUAUUCUGGAAUGAGAACUAUUGUAAUGGAAGAACUCAAGGCAUAUUUUCGCCCAGAGUUGCUCAACAGAAUAGAUGAAAUUGUUGUCUUCCAUCCCCUUGAAAAGGCUCAGAUGCUCCAAAUUUUGAACUUGAUGCUGCAAGAGGUGAAAGAGAAACUUGUAUCUCUUGGGAUUUCAUUUGUUGUAUCCGAAUCAGUGAAAUAUCUUAUAUGCGAAAAAGGCUGCAACCCGACCUAUGGUGCUCGGCCUCUUAGGAGAGCAGUCAAUAGAAUAAUUGAGGAUCUGUUGAGUGAAGCUAUCCUUUCUGGAGAGUGUAUGCCGGGGGACACUGUCACCAUUGAUUUGGAUGCUUCAGGAAACCCAUUCAUUGUAAAUCAGUCAUCUUGUCUGAUACCGCAUCCUUCAUGCGAUUCAUCUUUAUAAUUUCCUUGAUUUAACAACCUUUCUUUACAGGCAUAUGUACAUUCUUUGUGUCAAGUGUAGGUUUUAGUUGUGAUAUUGGUUCCAGUGUAUAGUUGUGAUAUUGGUUAGCGUAAAUAACAUCCAUAUUUCACAUAAAAAUUGAGAGUAUGGAGUUAAAGCAAAAAAGACUUGCUAGUGCAAAAGAUGCUUCUUGAUACAGAUAUAAUAUUGAUGAAAAACAGUAAAUCAAUUUCACCUUCAA
Molecule: messenger RNA, 4058 nt
Organism: Malania oleifera
Lineage: Eukaryota; Viridiplantae; Streptophyta; Magnoliopsida; Santalales; Ximeniaceae
Product: chaperone protein ClpD, chloroplastic
Exons: 12
Coding region: 887-3817 (976 amino acids)
Biological process (GO): cellular response to heat
Cellular component (GO): cytoplasm
Molecular function (GO): ATP binding; ATP hydrolysis activity
Source: RefSeq, a predicted model, not a curated record